Messenger RNA from Quercus robur (English oak), 2396 nucleotides. RefSeq names its product protein REPRESSOR OF SILENCING 3-like. Lineage: Eukaryota; Viridiplantae; Streptophyta; Magnoliopsida; Fagales; Fagaceae. The record is from RefSeq and is a predicted model, not a curated record. Gene Ontology annotation, cellular component: nucleus. The transcript is spliced from 3 exons. The coding region runs from base 817 to 1644 and encodes 275 amino acids.
CCUGUUGUGGAUUUUCAACACUAUUCUUUGUUUCUCCAGUGUACAUACAUUGUAAUAUAUAUUGUAUCCAAUGGUGCAGAAAAUAAAAUAACAAAGUUGAUGCAAAACUUGGAAUUACAGCGUGUUACGCUGUAGCAACAUAAUAAUCAAAUGCCUUCAGUGAGAGAUAAUGGUAAAAUAUCUGAGUAAAGCAGGGCUCUAGCACCUGCUACAUGGACGUGAAUGAAAUCAAGUUGUGUAUUUAGUUACCUGCUAUGAUGUGUUAUCUUGGUCUCUCUUCCUCCAAAAACAAAGGGAGAAGGAUGUGGUCACAGGUUCAGUCCUGUACAGGUCCAUCAUGAGAAGCUGGAACUUCUCUUUACCUUUUCUUUUUAACAUGUGCUGGAUUUUAUUGCCUACACUGAUCCCCUCUAUGCAACUACACAGUAUAAUGGGUGUGUCUGGAAGGGAGGGAGGUUGAAGCUUGAGAAGGCUAAAGAACAUUAUCUUGCCCGUUUGAAACAAGAGUGGGCAGAACAAGCUGAACUUGCAAGUAAGGCACCUGAUAACGGUUUUGAUGCGAAUGAAGACAUAGCCUCUUCUAACAAGCCUAAGAAAGACCUUAAUUUAGAAACAAAGCAACUUCGGAUUUACUUUCCCAGCUUAAGAAAGGUGAAAGUAUUGCCAUUAAGUGGAAGUGGCAAACACAAAUACAGUUUCCGAAAUGUUGAGGUUCCUCCUCUCCCAAUUCAUUUCUGUGAUUGUGAAGAGCAUUCUAUUGAUCCUCACCCUGCAAAAGAAAAACAAACUAAUGAUCUAGAAGCACAAAGUGGGGGCAUGAAUGAGGAAGAGAUUAACAUAAUGAAUUCAGUGAUGAACAAGCUCUUUGAAAGGGAAAAAGUAUCGGAUGCUGCACAUAGUGGAAAUGGACAGGCCAAGGAAAGAGAUAAUUCUGCCAAAUUGAUUUCUGGCUUGCAAUUUGAUGAGACUGAAGCAGACUCUGAAUCGGAUGAAGAUAAUCUCAUAAUUAAUGUGGUGAAAAGGAAAAACAAUAGAAUAGAUUUGUUAGGUGUCCAGGAAAAGGAGCAAAUUUCUGAAAAUCAGGACUUCAGUGGCAAGCGAACUUCCAAGGAUGGGCAAAAUCAGAAUGCGCUCAAAGAGCAGAAAAGGAAUACUGUACCUCCUAACAAGAAGAGGAAAUCACUCAAUCAAGAAAGUGAUGAAAAUGGAUCUCUCUCUGCUAUCACUAGAGGCAAGGGGAAGUUAAAAACCCAUUCAGAUGAAUCAGCUGUAUUGGGAGCUCAACUGGCUGAACCAGAAUCUGGUAUCCAACAAUCAGCUCCUGUUGUUUCUUGGUCUCAGAAGUCUUCAUGGAGAGCUCUUGUUGGUGAUAAGAGCAACACUUCAUUCAGCGUCUCACAUAUCUUGCCAGGCAUUGACUCUAGCAAGGAACAGCAACCAAAAUUUGAUGGUUCAUCUGUGCCUGACUCCACUGUCAGCAAAAAUGACAACUUAGUAAGGCAUGGAGAUCACUUGGAAAGUCAUUCAAGUGAAACAAUUAAAGAGGUCACAGAAACUCAGCCUGCCAAACCUAGUGCAGCUUCAACUAAUUCUGGCAAGAGGUGCUGCUUGGCUCCAGAAAUCCUCUUGGACACAAUUGAUUAGUGAGAAUAACAAUAGUUCAUUUAGCCUUGAACAACUUUUGCCUGGUAUUUCUUAUGAAAAGCAAGUGCAAGCAAAGCCCAAUAGUGUGGACAUUGUUGAUUCCACCAAUGGUGAGCACAGUGAUUUAAGGAAAGAUGAUAAUAGUGAAUUGCCUGGAAAUGGAUCUACUAUUUUGGUAACUGGAAAGGAUGUUAGGAGUACUCCACAGAGACAUCAGCAGACUGUUGUGGGUAAUAAUGAGGCCCCUGCUACAAUAUUUGAGAGAAAACAUGAUUCAGCACCAAAGCUAACAUCUACUAGAAAUGUUAUAAUUGGUGAAACUUGUUCUUUUAUGAGAAGUGCUGCUUCUCUGAAAGAGUGGUCAAAAGCUAAGGCUGCUUUAAGUGGAUCACUCAAGAGAAAAAGUGGUGAGAAAUAGAUGCUUUCAGUGUGUUUGGAGUUAGGUUUUAAGUAUAAGGUGUUUGACAUUGCCAUCAAAUUUAAGAGCACUGUCCUAACUUUUGCUUAAUUUUGGGGUUUUACUCUGGAUCAGGCCUCUUUGUAUGUACUUUUGUUUCAUUUUCUAUCUGUUUUGUUAUGGUGCAGAAAGGAAGUAUAUUUACUAUAUUAUGUUCUGAGUGUUCACGUGAUGUUACUUAAAGGAGACAGCUGAGAAGCAUUUCAAGGAAUUCUCUCUUUCUUGUACUUGUAAUUUUCUUGUUAUCAUUAGGGGUGAAAAAUUUAAAAAGAGAAGUAUUCUAUUGUUCUAUAAA